AUGCUGAAGAAUUUAAGUUUAAUGGGCUACCGGAUUAGUAGUUCGAAAUGCCUUACAAUUUGCUUGGGCCUUACUUUCUUAAUGGGCUGCUUUAUAGCCACACUGCCAAUACCACCACCAGAAAUACAGAACUUGCAAAUUGCAAAAACUCAUGACAAAAAGAAGCUAGCUAUAAUUGUGCCAUUCAGAGACAGAUUUGAAGAAUUACUAGAAUUUGUACCACACAUGUAUAGAUUCCUUCAACGGCAGGACAUACCAUUUGAUAUCUUUGUUAUACAACAAAAAGACAGCAAUCGUUUCAAUAGAGCAUCUCUAAUAAAUGUGGGAUUUAUAUACACAAAGAAGAAAUAUGAUUAUAUAGCCAUGCAUGAUGUUGAUUUGCUACCAAUGAAUGAUAAUUUAAAAUAUAAGUACCCAGAAUUUGGUCCAAUACACAUUUCUUCCCCUCAAACUCACCCUAAAUAUCACUAUGAGACUUUUAUUGGUGGUAUAUUGUUAGUGUCAAGAGAUCAGUUUGAAUUGGUGAAAGGGAUGUCAAACAAUUACUGGGGCUGGGGUCUAGAAGAUGAUGAGUUCUAUGUGAGAUUAAAGGAUGCAGGAUUAAAGGUGUACAGGCCAGAAAAUAUAACAACCGGUACAGAAGAUACAUUUAAGCACAUCCAUGACAAAACUUAUCGUAAACGCGAUAUGAGAAAAUGUUUCAACCAACGAGAAGUAACUAGACGUCGCGACAGAGUUUCCAGCGUUCAUGAUGUUGCCUACAACAUACACAAUACUCACAGUGUUGCCAUAGACAAUCUCCCCAUUACAGUGGUUAAUGUGGAGCUUUUGUGCAAUAAGACAGUCACACCGUGGUGUCAGUGCCCUGAACCACCUAAAACAAGACAUAGACGAAUUGACUCAUCUCGAUUGAAGUCUCAAAUCGGCGCGUACGGCGACUGGUUGCCGCAAGACGCGCAACACUUCAGCUACAACGGGCAACCGCCUCCCUAG
Messenger RNA from Leptosia nina, 993 nucleotides. The record is from the annotation of a GenBank genome assembly. NCBI's taxonomy places the organism in Eukaryota, Metazoa, Arthropoda, Insecta, Lepidoptera, Pieridae.